GUCUAGCUGACUCUUAGAAAUUUCAGGACCCGGACAGCGCCUCGUUUGUCCAGAAUGAGAAAGGGGACCCGCGCAAAAACUAGACCGAGCUCUCUUGGGGAGUGAGACUUAGCCUGCCAAAGUUCUGAGCCCCAGGUGCUGUCCCAGUCCCCCCAUCCCAUUUUGGGGGUGAUGCCAAUAGGAUAAGGGAAAGAGGGGGAGGCUCCGGCUCUCUGGAGUCGGCUGCUGAGGACAGCGGUUAGUCAGGCUCUGGAACGGUCCUAAUGGAUGGUCACUUUCCCCGGUUACGUUCCUCUCCUCUUUCUCCCUCACUUCCCACCUCCCUCUCUCCUCUUCCAGGGAAAUGGCAGCUUCUGGCAGGUUGGACCCGGAGCUGUCCGAGUACAGAAACUAUGUGGUUUCGCGGCCCGUCUACAACGAGCCCUUCUUCCUGGAGCAGUACGAGCGACAGCUGCGGGAGCGCCAGACAGUCCGAGAGAAACUGGUCAAAUGCUGCAGUUGUUCCAGAAGAAAGACAAUUCGGGUGCUGAAGUCCCUUUUCCCCAUCUUGGAGUGGCUACCCAAAUACCGAAUAAAAGAAUGGCUGCUUAGUGACUUAAUUUCUGGUGUUAGCACUGGACUUGUGGCCACUUUACAAGGUAUGGCAUAUGCCCUACUGGCUGAAGUUCCUGUUGGCUAUGGUCUUUACUCUGCUUUCUUUCCCAUCUUGACGUAUUUUGUCUUUGGAACAUCAAGACACAUCUCAGUGGGACCCUUCCCUGUGGUCAGUCUGAUGGUGGGAUCUGUUGUGCUAACCAUGGCCCCUAAUGAACAAUUUCCCUCUUUCGACAAUAAUACAGACAACAUUACCAACAUUGACACAGGUGCCAGAGAUGCACAGCGAGUGUUAAUUGCCAGCACCCUCACUGUUUUAGUAGGCAUUAUACAGAUGAUAUUGGGGGGCUUGCAGAUUGGAUUCAUCGUUCGAUAUCUCGCAGAUCCAUUAGUUGGAGGAUUCACAACAGCAGCUGCCUUUCAAGUAUUUGUUUCACAGCUGAAAAUUAUCCUCAAUGUUUCAACCAAAAAUUAUAAUGGUGUCCUCUCAAUAAUAUAUACUCUGGUUGAGAUACUUGAGAAACUUGGUUCCACAAACAUUGCAGAUUUAGUGGCUGGACUCCUGACCAUUAUUGUCUGCAUUGCUGUUAAGGAAAUAAACGAUCGAUUUAAACACAAAAUUCCUAUUCCUAUUCCUAUAGAAGUGAUUGUGACAAUUGUAGCUACAGCUAUUUCAUUUGGAUUUGACCUAGAAAAAAAGUAUGAUGCUGGCAUUGUUAAAUCCAUUCCAAGGGGGUUUUUGCCCCCUGCUCUUCCAUCAGUAAACUUGUUUUCUCAGAUGGCUACUGCUUCAUUUUCCAUUGCUGUGGUGGCCUAUGCAAUUGCCGUGUCUGUAGGAAAAGUCUAUGCUACCAAGUAUGAUUACGCCAUUAAUGGGAACCAGGAAUUCAUUGCCUUUGGGAUCAGCAAUAUCUUCUCCGGAUUCUUCUCCUGUUUUGUGGCUACCACUGCCCUGUCACGCACUGCUGUUCAAGAGAGCACUGGUGGAAAAACACAGAUUGCCGGCAUCAUCUCGGCCCUGAUUGUGCUGAUUGCAAUUGUGGCUUUGGGGAAGCUGCUAGAACCUUUGCAAAAGUCUGUCUUGGCAGCUGUUGUCAUUGCCAACCUGAAAGGAAUGUUUAUGCAAGUGUGUGAUGUUCCUCGUCUGUGGAGGCAGAAUAAAAUCGAUGCCGUCAUCUGGGUGUUUACAUGCAUAGCAUCCAUCAUCCUGGGUCUUGACCUAGGCCUGCUUGCUGGACUUCUGUUUGGAUUACUGACCGUGGUCUUCAGAGUUCAAUUUCCUUCAUGGAAUGAUCUUGGAAAUGUCCCUGGCACAGACCUCUACAAAGGCACCAAGGAUUACAAAAAUGUCAAUGAACUCGAAGGAGUGAGGAUCGUGAGCUUUUAUAGUCCUAUAUUUUAUGGCAAUAUUGAUGGCUUUAAAAAAUGUAUCAAAUCCACAGUUGGGUUUGAUGCAGUUCGAGUUCAUAAUAAAAGGCUCAAAGCACUGAGGAAGAUACAGAAACUAAUCAAAAAGGGACAACUCCAAGCAACAAAGAAUGGCAUUGUCAGUGAUGCCUGUGCCACCAAUCAAGGUUUUGAGCCUGAUGAAGAUCCUGAAGACCCUGAAGACCUGAAUAUCCCAACUAAGGAAGUAGAGAUCCGAGUAGAUUGGAAUUCAGAGCUUCCUGUCAAAGUGAAUGUUCCCAAAGUCCCCAUUCACAGCCUGAUCCUUGAUUUUGGAGCAGUGUCAUUCUUGGAUAUUGUUGCAGUGAGAUCACUACGAAUGAUUGUAAAAGAGUUUCACAGAAUUGAUGUGAAUGUGUACUUUGCUUCACUGAAAGACCAUGUGAUAGCAAAGCUGGAGCAAUGUGGUUUCUAUGAAGAUAAUAUCGUAAAGGACAUGUUCUUCCUGACUGUUCAUGAUGCUGUAUUAUAUAUACAGAGUCAAAUUAAAAUGCAAACUAUUGAAGACCCUAUCUUGGAAAAGAUUCAUCUGAUACAAGAAUAUAAAGAUCCUCUUGAAUUAAUGGACAGAGAGGUGAAGGAAGAUAAUCUUGAUGUCCAGGAUGAGGCAAUGCGUAGACUUGCUUCAUGAUGGAAGGCUACUGAAGUUGGCACCACCAUGGACUGUAUGGCAAUAUUUGCAAACCAAUAUUAUAUUAUGCAAGCAUUUUCUAUCUUGAUUAUUUCCUUGAAUUUUAAAAUUCAUUUGGUUUCUAUUGCAUAUUUGAAAACGAUUUGCAUGUUUUUCUCCUAAGACUGUCAUUAAGCCACAGAGUGGCUAAUGAGAAAAACGGUUCAAGCAAAUUUUAAGAGUAUAUGCUGGGGGGCAGCUAGGUGGCCCAGUGGAUAGAGCACUGGCUCUGGAGUCAGGAGUACUUGAGUUCAAAUCCGGCCUCGGACACUUAACACUUACUAGCUGUGUGACCCUGGGCAAGUCACUUAACCCCAGUUGCCUCACUAAAAAAAAAAAGAGUAUAUGCUGAAUAUACAGUGAAGAUUCUUCCAUGAAAAGGCACAGAUUUGCUAGCAAUGUUAAAAGGGGUACAUGUUUAUUUCCAGUCUGGAAAUGUAAAUCACUAGUAGUGAUGCAUUUGGAAUGACUAGGAUUAUUUUUUUUGUUAUUCUGAAAGUAUCCAUCUUUAUCACUGUAGGCGGGUCUGCCUGAAGCAUAAAGCAAUGGAAAAUAAAGACCACAAAUAUUUACACUGAUUCAUUGACCAAGGCAAAAAUGACAUGAUAGUCUAUUUUGGUAAUGUAAUUAAAGUGAAUCUUUUUUCCUCUGAUAAAGAAAUGUUACUGUUUGUGAAUAGAGACCUAACCAGAAUUCAGAAGCUAUAAAAUUGUACUUAUGAAAAAUAUACUUCUGCAGAGAGGUGUAUGAGAGUUGAGGGAAGAAGAAGUCAAGACAGAAUAAUGAUCCUUUUAAAAAAGUGAUAAUUUUAAGGACUAUAUAACUAAAUAAAUACAACUGAAACAAGAGAAAAUAGGAAUUUUUCUAAGGUCAGACAGUCUAUAACAUUUUAAAAAGGAAAUUGUUAUGCAUGGAUCCAUGUGCAUAUCUGUAUAUGCAUAUUCCAUGUGUGUGUGGGUUUUUUUGUUUUUGUUUUUGUUUUUUUGUGAGGCA
Dromiciops gliroides (monito del monte) is the source of this 3703-nucleotide messenger RNA. RefSeq names its product solute carrier family 26 member 4 (gene SLC26A4). The record is from RefSeq and is a predicted model, not a curated record. Gene Ontology annotation, molecular function: secondary active sulfate transmembrane transporter activity; chloride transmembrane transporter activity; oxalate transmembrane transporter activity. Gene Ontology annotation, cellular component: membrane. Bases 344 to 2671 code for a protein of 775 amino acids. The transcript is spliced from 20 exons. NCBI's taxonomy places the organism in Eukaryota, Metazoa, Chordata, Mammalia, Microbiotheria, Microbiotheriidae. Gene Ontology annotation, biological process: transmembrane transport.